Molecule: messenger RNA, 1432 nt
Organism: Nasonia vitripennis (jewel wasp)
Lineage: Eukaryota; Metazoa; Arthropoda; Insecta; Hymenoptera; Pteromalidae
Gene: fs(2)ltoPP43
Product: probable RNA polymerase II nuclear localization protein SLC7A6OS
Exons: 3
Coding region: 157-1026 (289 amino acids)
Biological process (GO): developmental process
Source: RefSeq, a predicted model, not a curated record
UGUACGCAUCAUGCUCGCGCAAACGGCCGAACGGCGUAUCUAACGUUUUGACUUUCUAACCUCUUCGGAAUCCGAAGCUGUGAAAAUUGCGAGGUCAGGACUUCGCGGUCUUUUUAUUAGAAAGUUUGUAAUAUUUAUUGAAAAGUUCUAUCAAGUAUGGCGGCAAUUCUUCGUGUGAAACGGAAAAAGGAUCACGAGCCACUGGAUGCUCUCUUGAUUUCGUGCAAGAGGCAAAAAGUGGAAUGUGAAGAAGACUCUGCCUCGGCUCCAUUGACAGCUAUUGUGAAAUUCGCAGGAACCGUUGAAAAACAGGAUGACUGCGUUAUUGAACACAUCACCAAAACUUUCAGCAAAGAUGUUUUGAAAUCCAAUUACAAACAACACAUAGUCGACAUUACGAAGAAAGCCCGUGAAAAAACAAAGCAAGAGUCUAAUGAAAAUCGUUACAAAAUCAUCAACAGUAUUCGAUCACUGGACACUUCGUUAUUGAAGGAAUUGGAUGAAGACAAUGUUAAUAUUAUCGAUAUAGAAGAUACGAAAGCUGCAGCUGAUCAAAAGACUGAUAUCGAUUAUGUAUACGACUUGUAUUAUACUCAAACUAAAGAGGCUAUUCAAUUAGAAAAUCUGUUGUCCGUUGUACCAAUAGAGGAAGAUUUAGUAUUUGAGGAUUAUUACAAGGAUAAUGAUUAUCAGGGUGAAUCAGAAGAUUCGAAUUCUGAAUCAAAUUGGCGAAAUGAUUAUCCAGACUCGGAUCAUUCUGAAAAUUCUAUUGGAGAGAACGACAUAAGAAAUGCUAUGAAAAAUCUAACUGUUGCUGAUGAGUCGUCAUCUGAUGAAGAUUUUGUGUAUGGACUUAAUGAAGAAGAUGUUGAAAGAUACGGUUGGAAGUAUGCACACUACAAGGCAAGAAUAAAAAAAGAAAUGGAAGAUGAUGACAAAUCUAAUGGAGAUUAUCACAGUGACAUGGAUGAUUUUUCUAGUUCUGAUGCGUCUUCAGAUUGCAGUGUUAAUGGAAUUGAUGAAUAAAUAUAAUACAAGUCACUCAUUAAAAUAAGGAUACCAUGAAUGUAAAUAGUUGACCUAUCGUUAAAAUUUUAUUUAAUUCUCGCGUAACGUAUGUUUUAAUUUUUUAUUUAAAAAAUAAAAAUCAAGAUUCAUCUAAUUACGUACACAAAUUUAUUUACAAUUUACAAAAUAUAUAUAAUUUACAAAAUUAAUAAUUCAAUUCUUACUAACUUAAAUUAGAGAUCAUCUUAUGGUAUGUUUAUAUAUGACAUAUUUUUUUCUAUACAUGAUUCUCAAUCAACGUUAUAUAGUCUUUAACAUCAGUUAUGUAUCUACUAAGAAAUUUGUAAUCUUUUUUUAUAUUUACUAUUAAUUGCUUAAUAUCGUUUUUCCUGAAAAAAUAAAAUAAUAUGACUUUGAGUAUAAA